Molecule: messenger RNA, 1965 nt
Organism: Eucalyptus grandis
Lineage: Eukaryota; Viridiplantae; Streptophyta; Magnoliopsida; Myrtales; Myrtaceae
Product: meiotic recombination protein DMC1 homolog
Exons: 9
Biological process (GO): mitotic recombination; DNA strand invasion; reciprocal meiotic recombination
Cellular component (GO): condensed nuclear chromosome
Molecular function (GO): single-stranded DNA binding; DNA strand exchange activity; ATP-dependent DNA damage sensor activity
Source: RefSeq, a predicted model, not a curated record
AGGUGGAGCCGAGCCGAGCCGAGCCAGCCGAAUACCAGCCCUUUUCUCAUUUUCCAGGGGGUCCCGCUCGGGACAGGUGUCGGUACCUGAGUGGUAUGUGCGCGCCACGUCAGCGGAUGACGUGGCGCGCACGAACCACUGAAUAUUUUCUCCCUGCGCAGACGAGCCGAACUUCAUGGCCGAUCGUUGCGCUCCAUCGUCGUCGAAGAUGCUUUCAUCUCUCAAGUAGGAGUCUCACGAAGCUCCGCUUGAUUUCAGUUCACGUCCAUUUCCGCCGAUGCAAUCGCCGGUGACGAUUCUGAGCUCUCUGUUCAUCACAUCGCCUUCGUUUUCUCGUUGAUGUUUCGAAAACUUGGAGUUUAACACGAUGGUUAAGCUUGAGUCUUCGUUGGAGGAUGAUUCUGGUUCGCUGAAAUGCAGCAAAGUGAAGAAUAAUGUGAAGAGAAAGUCAAAGACUAAGAUCGAAGAGUAUCUCGAGCGUGUUAUGCGGAAAGCUGCCAUGUCUGCCGAGGAGGAUCUGGAAUUGGAAAGGAAGCUUGCCAAGAAGCUCAAGGUGAGAGGAUGGAAAGCCACGGGGGUCAGGCAAUGGAAUGAAUAUGUUAUUUAAAGGAAUUCCUUCUAUUCUUGAUUCUUUUGAACAAGAAGCACCAGGGGUAAGAGAAAAUCAUAGCGAAAGAUUUGAAGGUAAAUCUUCAGGGGAAAAAAGUGAAAUGUCCAACUUAGCGCAUACAUAGGAUGAUGGAAAAGCUGUUCAUGUUAAGGCUGGAGCCUGUGACUCAGUAGAAACCUCUUCAUUUCAGCUCUCCAGCCGCGCGUGUCUUAUUCUUCAUGCAUUUCAACAAAAGCAAAUUUCACCAGUUUGGCGAUGUUAAACAGGUGGUAUUAAAAUUCUGGCAAUUACAGAAGCAUUUGGCGAAUCAGGGUGAAGAUGACAGUCCAAAGACAUUACCUUUGAUGAACUUUUAGUUGCUUUUGUUAAUUAGCUUUCUCAGAAAAUGCUGCUAACGUCACUUCAGGUCUGGGAAAACAUAGCUUGCAUAUACCCUGUGUUACUACUCAGGUUGGUCUGAAUUGGAUAUUAGGUUUCUGUCGUUAACUUCUGUUGCCUUUGUUGUUCAGAUAAACAAUGCCAAAUAGUAACAUAAUGACUGAAUUUCUAUGAAGAGUAAAUAUGUGGGCGAUCUUGGCAUCAGAACGUGUGUAUCAGCUGCCAACUCACAUGAGAGGAGGAAAUGGCAAGGUAGCUUGUAUUGACACACAGUGAACUUUUCACCCUGAUUGAAUCGUACCAACUGCUGAGAGAUUUGGCAUGGAUCCUGGUGCGGUCCUAGAUAAUAUCAUUUAUGCCCAUGCCACUACUUCUGAGCAUCAGUACAACUUGCUUCUUGGUUUGGCCGCCAAAAUGUCUGAAGAACCAUUCAAAUUACUGAUUGUGCAUUUGGUGAUUGCUCUCUUCCAAGUGGAUUUUACUGGAAGAGAACUUGCAGAGCGCCAGCAAAAAUUGGCACAAAUGCUCUCAUGUUUUAUUAAGAUAGCUGAGGAAUCUAACGUGGCAGGGUACAUGACCAAUCAAGUUGUAGCUGAUCCAGGCAGAGGUGUGUCAUCAGACCCAAUGAAACCUGCAGGCGGGCAUGUUCUGGCUCGUGCAGCCAUGGUUAGGUUGAUGUUUAGGAAAGUCAGAAGGGUGCAGCAUGUCUCCAAGGUGUUUGAUGCCCCAAAUGUACUGACGCUGAAGCUAUGUACUUUUUGUGCCAAAUCUUCCUCUGAUUAUAUAAUUGAUUGAAACUUAUCACAUCAUACUGCAGAUACUAAGUAGAAUAUCUAGAAGUCUAUAUCAAAUCUGUGAGAAAGUUGAUACUGCGUCUAGGGAUUGGUGGAUACCUGAUUUAAGCAUGAUACUCACAGUAUAGUUGAUGUUGCCUGGAGAUCCAUGAACAUUUUGAAUACAAAUUUUGUGCAAAGGAA